Athene cunicularia (burrowing owl) is the source of this 6148-nucleotide messenger RNA. It is a transcript of the gene MARVELD2, whose product is annotated as MARVEL domain containing 2. Gene Ontology annotation, cellular component: apical plasma membrane; bicellular tight junction; cytoplasmic vesicle. The record is from RefSeq and is a predicted model, not a curated record. Lineage: Eukaryota; Metazoa; Chordata; Aves; Strigiformes; Strigidae. Gene Ontology annotation, biological process: bicellular tight junction assembly. The transcript has 6 exons. Bases 254 to 1438 code for a protein of 394 amino acids.
GCCGGCCGAGCUCAAGCCGGUCCGGCGGUUCAUCCCGGACUCGUGGAAGAACUUUUUCAGAGGGAGGCGCAACAACGGCUCCAGCUGGGACAGCGCGGCCUCCGACAUCAGGUACGUCUCGGACGGGGUCGAGUGCUCGCCGCCGCCCUCCCCGGGCCCUGUGCAGCCGGAGCCCCGGUCGGUGCCCGGCUCCUACAAGGAUCCUUACGGAGGAUCGGGCGGGAGCUACCACUCGCGGAAGGAGGCCGAGGCCAUGCUGCCCGCGGACCCCUUCGGCUCGCUGGAGAGGCGCGCUGCCAGCGGCCGGGCGUACAGCGAGCGGGUGGAGGCCUACAACCAGCGCUACGCCUACAUGAAGUCCUGGGCCGGCCUGCUCAGAAUCCUCUGCGUGGCGGAGCUGCUGCUGGGCGCCGCCGUCUUCGCCUGCGUUACGGCCUACGUGCACAAGGACAACGAGUGGUACAACGUGUUCGGGUACUCGCAGCCCUACGGCUACGGGCCCGGCGGCGCCUAUGGAGGCUACUCCUACAGCGGACCCAAAACGCCCUUCAUCCUGGUGGUGGCGGGAAUGGCGUGGAUAGUCACGAUCGUGCUGCUGGUGCUGGGCAUGUCGAUGUACUACCGGACUAUCCUUCUCGAUUCCAACUGGUGGCCUUUGACCGAGUUCGGCAUUAACGUCGCCUUGUUCUUUCUGUACAUGUCGGCUGCCAUAGUGUACGUAAACGACACCAAUCGAGGUGGGCUCUGCUAUUACCAGUUGUUUAAGACGCCGAUAAAUGCAUCUUUUUGCCGUGUAGAGGGAGGUCAGACAGCAGCGAUCAUCUUCUUGUUUGUCACCGUAAUCAUCUAUCUAAUCAGUGCGGUGGUUUCUCUAAAGCUAUGGAGGCAUGAAGGAGCCAGGAGGCACAGGGAACUAAUGGAACAGGAGAUGAAAACACAGUCCUCUUUUCCAGAAAAGAAGUAUGAAAGUGAUGACAGACCAAGAGAAGAGGUCACUUACAGGCAGCUUAAAUCAGUGGAAAGAAAACCAGAACUACUUAAUGGUCAUAUACCUGCAGGCCACAUUCCUAAACCUAUUGUGAUGCCAGACUACUUAGCGAAAUACCCAGCAAUUCAAACAAAUGAAAUGCGAGACCGGUACAAAGCAGUAUUCAAUGACCAGUUUGCUGAGUAUAAAGAACUGUCUGUGGAAGUUCAUGCUGUAUUAAAAAAGUUUGAUGAGCUGGAUGCAUUGCUGAGACAGCUACCUCACCAUCCUGAAAACAUAUAUGAACAGGAAAGGAUAUCAAAAGUUCUGCAAGAAUACAAGAAGAAGAAAAAUGAUCCUGCAUUUCUGGAGAAGAAGGAGCGUUGCGAAUACCUAAAGAAUAAGCUUUCUCACAUAAAACAAAGAAUUCAGGACUAUGAUAAAGUUAUGAAUUGGAAUGUACAAACUUAGCUGUGCCUUCACUUUGUGGAUACUAUUUUCUAUUUUUAAAAUCAAUAUGCAUAUUUUAAACUAUUUAUUUACUCUCGGAACAGUACACCUAUGGGGAUUGCUUAAUUGCUUUGUUGCUUACUUAGAUGUUGUACAUAAGUAGUAGGUUUUGUUGAUUUUUAAAUCAGUGUAAUGAAGUUAUGAGGUUUAUAAAACCUACACUAACAUUCUGCUUUUAUUAGACAGUAUACAGCCUGGCCUCUUAAAUAUGAAUACUUUAUUUGAAAAUGCUGUAUUUGCGAAGUUGCAAAGCCCACCAGAGAAAGCAGUUCUAACAACCAUGUCAAAAGUUUGCACAGAAAUGCUGUUAACCAUUCAAGAUUUUAUUUAUAGGUUACAUCUUAAUGAUACCAGAAAGAGUUGAGCUGUUCUUUCUGGCUGGGUUUUGGCAGAAUGCUUAAUCAUAUUGAAUGAUUUUGGCAAGUUGAAAAUUAGUUUAAUAAGACUUUGUGUUUUAUUUCCAAAUGCUCUGCUGUAUGUCAGAAAUUAUUUGGAAUUUCACCCAACAAGAGAUGCAAAAUAACUUUUUAUUUAAACAGCCAUAGUUGGGGGAGGAUGGUGGUGUUGCUGUUUGGUUUUGUUUGGGGUUUUUUGUUUAUUCCCCUCUUUAGAGGUGAUGCAACAAAUUUAUACACGGUAUUAAAGAAAUAGAGAUACAGGAUGAAACUCAUUUUAGUGUUCUAUUAGUGCUGCUAUAGGCCAAUAAGCUCUGCAUACCUUUUCUGGGUCAUUUUAUUAGGAAUCCAUGGAUUUAAAGGCAAAACACUUUAUUCUUCAUCAGCAAGUAACAGGACUUUUUGUCUAGGCAGCAGCUGUUUGUGAACUUGGCAUUCAGAGAGUAAGUACUGCAAAAUUAAUUCUCAUUCAAAGUAUAAAUUAUUUUUAUCCUUUAUAAGGCUAGGUAAACUGUUUUAAUAGGCAGACUUUCCAGAGCAUAUCUGCAUAAUUUCAAUAUAUAUUUUUAUAUUUUAUCUUGGGGAUAGGUUUGUAUAUGCAGAUGUUUUCAUAAGCCAGUAUAUUUUCUCUUUGUAUACUUUUUCACAUCUUUAUUUACUUUUUUUACUUUCUAAAAUUGUUAGAAGCAUUGAUAGUUUCUUUGUACAGUUUUGUACAACUGCAAUUUGUCCGUUCUGAAAUAUAUUUUAAUUUGAAAGAAAACCCACCAGUGUAGCCAUGUUAUUCUAUUGCUUAUAAAGGCAGUUUGUUAGAAAAAGGUUGCUCUGAUUAAGGUUAUUUCAAAUUUUUGUUAGCAAUCAUCUUUUUCUUUAAAAGAAAGUUUUCAACUUUUGCCUUAAUUUAAAGGCAAGACAUCAGGAAAGCUGUUUCCAGUUUAGAACAGUGAUGGUAGCACCACCUCUGUUCUUCAGUUCUGGAAAUGCAUUAAUAUACCUCUCUCUGGCAGUUCUAUCCCUUCUGAUUUUUGAGCCCUUAUCAUUCACACAGCAAUCCUGAUGGCUUCAUAUUUAUAAAGUUGACAUUCCAAUUUUAACAGCCACUUAAUGCCAGGUGUUUUAAUGGAUUAAGUAAAUAACACAAGACACCAUGAGAACACUUGGAGAAUUUGAGAACUUGGCACUUCUUCAUUUGAAAGCCUGCAGUCUCAUCUACCUGGAAGGUGUCUCAAUAUAUUCAUCAGUCUGAAAUCAGCCACUGAUAUCCCUUGUUGUCCCUCUCUUAUCACGUGUGUCUCUCUAGUUCAGGUUUCUGUUCUUUUCAAAGAAGAGGAAAUCUUUCUACCUUAUAAAGGAACUGGGCCAAGUUUCAUACUGUUUGUGCUGUAUACUUGUUAAACUUGUAAGAGAGGUCCUUGUCCAGGCACCUUCAAUCUAAAUGACCUCCCACUGUACACCCAGGUUUUUCAUUUUUUCUUAGUGGGAGUUCUGAUUAGUACAAAUUAAGGAUCAGCUGAUGUCUAGAAAGUGGUAAAAAGAAGCUGAGUUGUGUUUUCUUUGGAAGAGUGGCUGUCCGCACCCUUAGUAGGUCUUCCUCCUGUAGGGCACUGAGACACAGUUCCAGUCUGCCUUUGACAGUGGUCUGUUUUUGUCUCUGAGAAGCUGUCUCCUGGUCCCUCAGACAGUGUCUGCAUAGCCUCCACAGAACCAUUGCACUUUCCCUUUUCUGCAGUUCCCAGCAAAUGGGUUGGGAAGAGGCAACACUGUCCCUGUGGCUGGAAGGAGGAAAUAAAACAUGCGGAGACAGCUGUGUGUGGAUUACUCCACAUUUCCCAGCAAGGUGCCACAGAUGUGUCUGAGUGGAUUUUCCAAAAGCUGCUAAGCGAGGAUAUGUAGGAAUAUUCCUGUCUGCCAGCCUUUUGGGUUUCAAAUAGGAUUAGUGCAGUCAUAGCACUGGGGAGUGCUGAGCAUGGCGCCCCAGGAGAAGGCAUUUACCUUCACAAUUAAGAAGUUCCACAAGGCAACAUGUUGCAGCCAUUACAGGAUGUUACUUGCUUGGUCCUGGAUCUGUUAGGACCUCACUGUAACAGGCACUUUUGGUGCAUACAGCUGAUGAGCUGGUUUUGCUCUAACCUAUCAAUGGAGGACUGAAAACGGUCUUGUCAACAGUGCGCUGAACAUGCCAAAGAAAAAGUAUUAGUCUAAGAAACUUUUUUAUCUCUCAGAAAUUGAGAUUAAUGAAAUAAAUUAAUGGCUGGGAGUUGAAGCCAGCGAAAGAAGACAGACAUUAGGAGGAAAUUGAGUGACAAAUGGUUACAAUCAGAAUUAUCAGGGAAAGUGGUCUCUUGAUAUCCUUAAAGAAUAGAAGGUGUACUUCAGAUAAAACUAAAGUUACUAGACGAUUAUCACCUUGGUCUCUCUAGUCUCAAUUUUGUGAAUCUGCAUUGUUGCAUGUAUGUGUACAGUCUGCUAUGCAGUCUUAACUUGUGUGACUGGGUCUUUGCAGAAGGUAGUUAACAUUUAUUUGAAUAUUACCAAGUAAUACUGCCCUCCAUGAGUGGGCAUACAGUGUCCUCUUUCAAUUACAGACAGUUCUCAGACACGGAGUCUAUACAGCAAGACCUUUUACCCUUCAGUUUUCCUCUUACAAAAUACCCACCUGGCUCCAUAGAUCUACAAAGGGAAAUAAAUGUCCAAGAGACUUACAGUUUCGGGGAAUAUCACAGUUUUUAAACUGGACUUGAAUAAAUCAAUAAAAGGGUGCUAUUUUUUUUUUUUUGUCUUGAUAAACAGCUGGAUAUCCUUGAUCAAGAUAACUGUAGCAACAUCUGCAUCUUUUCUAAUCUGUGCAUUUUUACAGGGCAGAUAAAGCAGCACCUAAAAAUUGUCACCAAAAGAUUGUAUAGCAUAGUAGGGUGGACUGGCUUUCAUGACAGCAUAUCAACUAAAAAUACUUGUGGCAAUGAAAAACCUAAUUGAUUUAAAAUUGUAGAAGAAGCUAUCCAGUGUUUAGUUAAUUAAUCUCAAAAUUGUGGUGGGAUUUGAAGCAUAUGGACAAUUAAAAUAUACAAAAUUAUUGUAUAUCCUGUGUUCCUGUCCAGCAUUGAAGUUCUUGACCUUGACAAUAAAAAAUAUCCGUGUUCUGAAAGAAGUCUCAUUUGUCUCUUCUAUUAAAAUUGUCAGCUUGCACCCAUUUUUCCACUUUCACAUUUUGUAAAUUGGACUUCUUCCUACUUAAGAAAGGAUGGCAUGUGAUCUAAUGGGAGUGGAUCAAACUACAACUUUGUUUUGGUUCCUAGAAGCAAAUCUUGAUUUCUUAAACUAAAGAAUUCCACUUUUUCCACCUUAAGUAGUUUUCAUUGCUUUCCUUCAAAAUAUCUUAGAUUUUUCCCAGAUAUGAUUUCAUUGAAAGCUAAUUAAUUUCUCCUCUGUUUCCCCUUUAUUGAAGCAUACAGAGGCAGUAAGUUUUUUCCUAGUGCUACUUAAGGAAAUGUUAAUACUGUUUAAAUAUUUUCUUCCUCAUUUUGUGUCUUACUUGGAUGCAGAGUGACACCCCUUAAAAAUGGAUGCUUGGCAACUUUCAUGUAAUUCAAGAGGUCGAACCCAGCCUUGGCAUACUUCCACUGUAUCCAAUAAAGUUAUGAUUGCUUUGCAGAGAAACUGGCUAAAACUGUUUCUAGAUUGAUUGAGGUAAUCCUCCCUGUGAUGCUUAUGAAAUAGAAACUCCUCAUGACAUGAGAUGGAUCAGUGCUGCUCAGAAUUAUUUUAGGUAGAAGCAAAACAUAAUCACAACAUCAAAAUACCUAUAACUAAUUUGUUACCUCUUUUUGUAUUUUGGUGUUACCUGAAAAGAUCUCAAAUUCUUUCUGCACAUGAAAGAGUAUACUUUUGCAUAACUGCAGUUUUAUGCCUUCUUGUGGUAACUGCAUUGUGUUACGGGAAAGCAAACAUUUGCAAGCUUUUAAAACUAAUUUGAGACAUUCAUACAGAUCUAGAAUAUGCACUGUAAUCCUGUUUAAAUACAGAUAAAGACCUUGUGGAAUUCCCAGAACAUGAAAAGUGGCUGUGAUGUAUUCUUUCAUCCUGAAAGACUGCUUAUUCCCUAUUAUUCCUAAAAUAUGUGCACUCUGUGGAUGUCACUGGGUUUCCUCCUCUUUGCCUGUAAUUGAAUAGUUACAGUAAUUUUCCUUUUCUACCACUGUGUGUCAUAGUCUGUUCUGGAGAUACAUAAAAAUGAUGUAUCAGCAUGUAUAAAUUAUACGCAAAUAAUUUUUUUCUU